GUCAGUGGGAGGGAAGAAAGGUGAACAGAGUCCUGGGCACAGGCUCUGCUGGCCAAGGGCCCUCUCCCUAUCCACCACAGGCAGAGGCUGGCUCCCCUGCCAAUCUCCGGUGUUUGGGGGUGUUAAGUGUCUGAGGGAUCGAGUUCUGUGCCCACUGCCCCAUUCUGCAGAAAGGACUGAGCAUGCGAGAGCUGGGGCACCUGCAAAGGCUUCUGCAGCCACCCCGGGAUGCCAGGGACAGCGGCUCCUCCUUUGAAUGUUGACUCUGAUGCCCUCUGCUACAAGGAAGUGUCCCCAAACCUGGGCUGAGUAAACACAAUGUCUCACGGCCCCCAUCACCCUGCCAUGGGGCCUGGUCUCCCCCCUGCCAUGGGGCCUGUGUCUAGGCCCAGCCUGUCCCCUGCCAUGGGGCCUGUGUCUAGGCCCAGCCUGUCCCCUGCCAUGGGGCCUGUGUCUAGGCCCAGCCUCCCCCUGCCAUGGGGCCUUAUUGAGUUGCCUUAAAAUAGUGUCUACACUCCCCUGUAGUUUCACAGAUACACUUGUGUAGACACUUGCCAAAGAGAUUCAUGAUCUUACACUUGGGAUUAGAAUCCAAAGCGAGUGACCGUUCUUUUCAACCCCAGGAGACAGGCAUUUGACUCGCGUGCGUCGGGUGAGUCAGAGCCCUGAUGUUCUGGUCCGGAUCCACUGUACUCUGCAGUUUCCUGGGCCCUGGCCUCUGUCUGUCAGAUCUUCUGUCCUGCAGCUCCCACGACGAGGCUGGCACUGCACGCUGUGCCUGGCCCCUCCUGGGGGACUCUGAGCCAUCCGGAGGUAUUCCCUAUUUUCUUCACAGGCAUCUCUGUGUGGCUGCACUGGGGUCUGCUGUUCUCCAGAACAUAGGCAGUGGGCACUUGAGCUCCAGGCCAUGACAGAUGGAGCGUCACAAACACCCUGUGGCUUACAUACAAGCCCCUGAAUCUCUGGCACGUUCCUGCAGGGAUAUCCGGCCGACCCCAUUUGGCUCCUGGAAGGUUCCGGCCUUGUACACGGAUGAUCAGGCCUCAAAUCCUGAAGCACUUCCUGUGGCAGACCUGGGGGCAGGCCCGUCCCUCAUCACAUCACGUUUAUCAGCUGUGCGUCUCACACUGGCGGCAGCGGGACCGCGAUCACAGAUUGCUGCCGGCAGCUUCUGCCACCAGGGCUGCACCAGGGCCACAGUCUCCCCGUGGACACCGCCAGCCUUUGGAGGAAGGAGCCCCAGCACUGGGGCACGCGCCUCGCCUGCUAGAACUGGCUCCUUUCUAGGGCAGGCUAGUCAGGCUGAGGGAGACCGAGUCAUGCAGAUGGGCACAGCUGUGGCCCGAAGGUUUGUGUCCUCCUGAAAUCCGUGUGUAUUUCUGGCCCAGCUGAUGGUGGCCUUUGGGGCCUCUGGGAGUGCAGAGGCCCUGGGAACAGCACCCUUCUGGAGAAGCCCCAGGGAAUCCCCUUCCCUUUCCUCCAUGGCAGGCAGCUAGAAGGGUUUUGGAGACCAGGAGGCAGGUCCUCGUCAGACUCUGCACCUUGACCUUGGACUUCAGCCUUCAGGACUGGGAGGAUGGAAUUUGUUGGUAUAAGCCACCUGUCUCUAGCACUCUGUUGUAGCAGCCUGAAUGGACCUAGAGGCAUUGGGCCACCUCCAGACCCUUAGAAAGGAGAUGCAAUGUGGGUCAGCUUGGUGCAUGGGGUCAUCUGCAGAGAGGUGUGGGGCCAGCACAGGCUCCGGGGCCUGGUCCCCGCAGCCCCUUCACGCAGGCCCAGGCAGCUGCAUUCCUCAGCAGAGGACCUCACACGUGCCUCUGCCUCCUUGGUCGGCAGCAACAUGACCAGGUCCACCAGCCACAUGCCAUGGCAGGGGGAGCCCACUGGACGGCCUGUGACCGGGGAUCACCCUCUCUGGGACUCCAGGGCUCUUCGGCAUACUUAUGAAAAAGCACCUGUCUCCUUCCCCAGGUCUGCCUUAGGGUGGUGUCCUUUCUCCCUGGACGAGGGGGUCUCAUAUGAGUCACGCCCCACAUGGUAUCUUGGUGCUGCCCCCAGAACCGGCACGUCCCCAUUCCCACCUCUCCAGCCUUUCCCAGGAAGGGGCCAGGCUUGGAGACCUCAAGUGGCUGGGUGGUGCUGGCAUGGCUGGGCUGUGCCCAGAUGCUGUGCCCAGCUGUCACACACCCCAAGGCUGGGCAGCCUCCUGUCUGGGAUGACUUCUCCAUUCAGGUAGAUUCAAGAGGAAGAACAAAAAUAUAAUGACUUGUCCCCCUCCGCCAUGUGCAGACCAUGCUGACUCUCAGCUCUCAAGCAGCUGGCCCGUGUGGCCUGCAGAUCUUCCAGGAGUCCCGCCCUUAGCACGAUGAGGGUAGACGGUGAGGAGCAGGAGGUGUGGACGGACGCUUGCCUGGGUGACGUGUGCAGAGCCCCUCAGAGGGCACCGUGGUCGCGCCCACGUGACUGCUCUCCGGGCUGAGUGUGCUCAGAGCUGGCUCUCGGCUGGCGCUGCCAGUAAUCCUGUAAUUGGCCGCUAAUCGCUGUGUGCACUUUGCGGGCUGGCCGUCCUUAAUGGUGGUUUUUAUGGUAAAUAAAUGCAGUAUUUGUUACAA
Marmota flaviventris (yellow-bellied marmot) is the source of this 2612-nucleotide messenger RNA. The record is from RefSeq and is a predicted model, not a curated record. NCBI's taxonomy places the organism in Eukaryota, Metazoa, Chordata, Mammalia, Rodentia, Sciuridae.